Linum trigynum is the source of this 441-nucleotide messenger RNA. NCBI's taxonomy places the organism in Eukaryota, Viridiplantae, Streptophyta, Magnoliopsida, Malpighiales, Linaceae. The record is from the annotation of a GenBank genome assembly.
AUGACAAUGGAAUCAGUAACAGCAACAACACUAGUUCCGAUUGCAACCCAAAUAGAGCCCAACAAUGACGACAUCAAUGACGUCGAGAUGACCAAAGCCCAACAAGUUCAGCAGCAACAACAAAAGAAGAAUAGAAUUCAAGUUUCUAAUACCAAAAAGCCUCUGUUCUUCUAUGUUAACCUUGCCAAGAGGUACAUACAACAACACAAUGAGGUGGAGCUUUCUGCCCUUGGCAUGGCAAUCACUACGGUGGUCACAAUUGCUGAAAUAUUGAAGAACAAUGGCUUGGCAACUGAGAAAAAGGUUUUGACAUCCACGGUAGGCAUGAAAGACGAGAACAAAGGUCGUCUUGUUCAAAAAGCAAAGAUUGAGAUUGUGUUGGGAAAAUCCGAGAAGUUUGAUGACUACUGCAAGCACAACACCUCAGCCAGAGACAAAUGA